Messenger RNA from Apus apus (common swift), 1701 nucleotides. It is a transcript of the gene TMEM140, whose product is annotated as transmembrane protein 140. NCBI's taxonomy places the organism in Eukaryota, Metazoa, Chordata, Aves, Apodiformes, Apodidae. The annotation marks the transcript as partial. The record is from RefSeq and is a predicted model, not a curated record. The transcript has a single exon.
AAAGAGCAUGUGGGCACCAGGAUGGGUCUGCUGCAGCUGAAGUGCACUGGGCACCAGCUCUGUGUGCUGAUCUUCCUUGAGGCUGCUGGAGCCUCGGCCUUGAUGUUCUAUGCACUGAUGUGGGAAGCUGGGAACUUGGUCAACCUUCCUCACAAACGUAUCGGCUUUUACAACUUCUGCCUGUGGAAUAAGACAGCUGGGGAGCUGCAGUGCCUGGAGUACAAGCAUUUGCAGAUGAUGGGCAUUAGCUCAGGAAUUGUCCUGGCAGUGCUUUCUGUGUAUACCUGCCUGGUCAUCAGUAUCUUCUAUGCCAUGUUUGUUGCAUGUGUGAAGUGCACAGAGGAGAAAGGGGGCAGGAGGGGGUUCUUCAUCAUACCCCAAAUCAAGACGAUACUGCUGUCUGGAGGCCUGACUAUAUUUCUUUUCCAAACCUCACAGUGGAUUCAACCCUCUGACUUCACUGGGGGCUUCCUGGCACUGCUUGGGACUCUGAUUCUACUACUGCUCCAGAUUUUCACUGCCACUACGUACCUCAGCCAGGACAGGCUCGUGUCAAACCAUUCUAAGAAGGCCCUGGCCAUUGAGAUUUGACAGAGAAGAAGAUGCAAAAGUUAUCAAUAACCUGAUUUGAAAUAGUAAUCCCACUACAGUUUAAGUCACGGGCAGGAAUUUGAUACGUGGUCCAAGGGCCCUUGUCCAGCCAUGCUCUGGCACACGGCUGUGACUGCCACCACUGGCCGGCAGUGCUCCAGCAGCCAGUAGGCAGCAGGCACCAAGAACAGCAUGAGAGCAUCUCAGGAACAGCAGCCCUCAGCCUGGGACACAGCAUCAAAGCAAUAGCAUUUCUGGUCCUGACCCAGAGGACAGUGAAGGGGACAGAUCAGAACAAGCACACAGUGGACACAUCCCACUGGCCAUAUCUAGCCAAACUGUAGACAGGCAGAGAAGCAAACAAGCUUCUUUUCUUGGAGCUGCUCAGUGUCUCUGCUUCUUCUCCACCUCCUUGACUAACUGGAGAUGCCUUUGAGGCAACUGUAACUUGAGGAGUGUGAGGUGACUUGAGGCUUCACAAAGCCAUCAUAGAAGUGGCAGCCCCAAAGAUACACUGGAAAUACUCUCCUCAGCAGAAGUGCCUGUACUUCACCUGCUGGAAUAGCAUCUGGAGUGACUCGGCUGUAGUUCAUUAAGGUGAAGUGGCACACAUCUAACCCCAGAAGCAAGAGAGCACUUAGAGGGGCAGCCUAACACCUUGCUGAGCACAGCCCUAGUGAGGAGGAUUUCCACAAGAAAGCAGACAGUUUAGGUGCAGAGCCCCAGGUUUCUCCCCAUUGAUAUUACAGGGUUGAGCCCAGCACUUCAGCAGCCUUUGAGACUUCAGGAGAGACUGCUCCUGUGUGAGGGCAGCUCACUGCAGCGCCAGCUCAGCCCAACAUGUGUCCCAUGCAAAGGUGUGCCCAGGGAGCAGAGCCAGGCCUGCCAGAGGCCAGGAUGCAGUGCCCCAGCUGGGCCAUCGUAGCCAGAGCACUGGACGAGGUCUCCACCCAGUGGUGCACAGCACUGCUCCAUGCUGUGUCUGUAACAUCGCACAGGGAAGGACCUGCUUUCUCCCUCCCCUCCCCCAUCCCCUUUGGGCACGUAAGAAUCUUUUUUCUGAUGCUGGUUUGACUGAUUCUUCAUUUCAGUAAAGGUUCUCACACCUGC